GCAUAGUAGAGCUGCACACAGCAGCAGACAUCAGCACGCGACAGAAAAAAAAAAACGAUAGAUAGCAGCAGCAGCAGCAGCAGCAGCAGCAGCAGAGUAAGAGAACAUGAAGAGGAGGAGGAGGAGGAGGAGGAGGAGGAGGAGGAGGAGAAGGAGAAGGAGACCCAAUGCAUGGCAAUUCUAAGCAGAGCAUAGUAGAGCUGCACACAGCGGCAGACAUCAGCAGGCGACAUAAAAAAGAAAUGAUAGAUAACAGCAGCAGCAGCAGCAGCAGCAGCAGCAGAGGAAGAGAACAUGAAGAAGAGGAGGAGGAGGAGGAGCGGGAGGAGGAGGAGGAGGAGAAGGAGAAGAAGACCCAAUGCAUGGCAAUUCUAAAUAGUGUGCAGGGCAAGACACCACUUUCUGAGGGGUGGGAUGACCUGCGGAUCGGGGGCAUUUAUAUUGAAGACGAUCUCCAGAUCAGCGGUAUUUCUAUCGAAGACAGCGGGGGCGAUACAGCAAUAGGGGUGUGCCCCAUACCUCAGAGGUUGUUCGGGCAUCAUCAUCAUCGUCAUCAUAAUCUUGAUCAUCCUAGCAGCUCGCAAGCCCACGAGGUUUUCCCCUCGGGUGAGGAUUGGGACACAGAGCGACUGCUCGAGUAUCUGACGAACAAGGAGAAGGAGCGUCACGUGCUGGAGGACGAGCUAAAGCAGAAGGAGGAGGAGCGUAGGCGGUUGGCCGAGCAGUUGGAGCAGUGGCAACGAGAACGGGAUAAUCUGGUACGGGAGCUGAGGGAUAGGAACCGCGAAAGAGUGGUGAUUUCUGACACAGUCAGGGAGAAGGAGAGGGAAAUGAGGGCUCUUGAGGAGGAGUUGACGAAGGUGCGGCAAGCGAAAACGACGAUGGAAGAGGAAGCGAGAGGACAAGAAGAGCAGAUGGCAGAGCUGCUGCAGGCGAAGAGGGAGGAGAUUGACGUUCUGUCGAUAAAGCUGGCGGCCAAGGAAAGAGAAGGACAGGCCAUGGCCCAAGAACUGAAAGGCAAAGAACAAGAAGACCAGGCUUUGGCAGAGAAGCUGCGGAGGAGCGAGAGGGAGAGGGAGGAGUUGGUGGACAAGAUGAAACAGAAGGACGAGGAAUACAAGGACUUGGUCGCCGUGUUAAGGCAGACGCAGAUGGAAAAAGCCGAGCUCAGACGCAAGCUUAGUCGGGAGGAGUGUGAAAAGGACUCCGCACUGAUACAAAUGGUGCACAAGACCAUGGACGUGGAUACGCUUAUGACGCAGGUCGUUGAUGCCGAAAGGCAAAAGGACUUCUUGGCGCGCGAGCUGCUCCGACGAAUAAGGGAGGCAGAAUCCCUCAAAUCCAGGGUGGAUGAGAUGGAGAGAGCGAGGUCCUCCCUCCAGACUCAUGUCGAGGAGCGGGAGAACGAGGUGAGUCGGCUCCGCUGUGAACUCCGGGCUUGCGAUGAGAGAUGGGAGGGCGUGCACAAAGAUUUGCAGCAGCGCGAUGAGAAGAUCGCCGCACUGCUGGAGAAAGUGGAUGAUCUGGAGCUGAAGAUGAAGUGUCGGCACGAGGAGCACGGCGCAUUAUGGCAGAAAAAGAUGGAUGCCAACCGUCUUCAAUGGGAAAGCGAGGUGGCUUCACUGCAGGCCAAACUGGAUUGGGAGCGAAAGGGGAAAAAAAAACAAGGGUUACACGAAGAAGAGGACGCUGACUCUGCUGCCGCAGCAGAGAGCUUGCAACAGAGGGCGGCGAGCAGGAAUAUGCAUUGUGAGCUGCAGAAGUGGGAUGCUGUUGUUUCUUCCCUGGAGACGCGACUGCAGGCGGUUGAGCACGGUGCAAUCUCCUCGGAGAUGGACCGGAGGGUAAGUCAGUUGGAUGUGGUGGUCGACGAGUUGGCAAAUUGGCUGAGAGAAAGCUGCGAGGCAGCAACAGACAUGGAGAGGCGGUUGAAGGCGUUCGAAGACGGCGGAGCGGAGACUCUAUCAAGCCAGAUGAAAGAGAGCCUGAAGGAGGUCGAAGCUAUCCAUCUCCGGCUGAGCGAGGAGGAGGAAGCAAAGGGUUCUGUCCAGCUCAACCUUCAGGAAAAACUGGCCCACAGCCUCGCAGAGGUUGAGAAUUUACGCCACAGAUUGAUCGAGGAGGGUCAAGCAAAGGCCUCCCUCCAGCUGGAACUUCAAAAGAAGCUGGGACAGAGUCUAGCAGAGGUCGAGGCUCUGCGUCUCCGGCUGAGCGCCGAGGGGCAUGCGCAGUCUUCCCUGCAGGUGAACCUCCAGGAAGAACUGUCACGAAGUCUCACAGAGGUCCGUGCCCUGCGUCUCAGACUGAGCGAGGAGGAGCACGCAAAGGCCUCCCUCCAUCUGGACCUCCAGGAGAAACUGAGGCGGAGUCUCGGAGAGGUGGAAGCUCUGCGUCUCGGCAUGACAGAGGGGGAGCGAGUGACAACUUCGCUCCAUAUCGAACUUCAGGAGGGGCUCGCGCAGAGCCUCGCUGAAGUCGAAGCUAUGCAACUCAGGCUGAACGAGGAGGAGCAAGCAAAAGCCGCUGUCCAGAUGACGCUUCAAGAGAAACUAAGAGACAGCCUGGCAGAGGUUGAGGCCUCACAACUCAAGCUGAAUCAGGAGGAACAAGCGAAGGCGACCCUUCAGCUCGAUUUGCAGGAGAAGCUGUCCCAGAGUCUUGCAGAUGUGAAGUCCCUGAGGCUCAGGCUGACGGAGGAGGAGCACGCCAAGGCGUCUCUCCAGAUCGAUCUUCAGGAGAAGCUUUCUCAGAGCCUCAUGCAGGUUGAGGAUUUGCGGGUUCAGCUGAGCGAGAAGGAGAAGGCAAAGGCACUCAUCCGGAAUGACCUUCAGUGCAAGCUGACACAGUGCCUGAUGCAGAUAGACGUCCUGCAGCUCAGGCUGAGCAAGGCGGAGGCAGCAAAGGAAUCUCUUCGGACGCAGCUUCGGCACAAGCUGGAACUGAGUCACAUGGAAGUGGAAUCGCUGCGGCAACGGCUGAGCGAGGAGGAACAGCUGAAGGCGUCGCUGAAAAUAGACCUCACGGAGAAGCAGAGGGCUCUCACAGAAGUCGUCGAAGUGCUCGGAAGGCUGAGCGAAGACGAGCAAGCCAACUUGUCUCUGCAGCUCGACCUUGAGAAGGAGAAACAAAGGCGUGUCGAGGAAACUGAGGCAUUGCAGCUCAGGCUCCGUGAGGAGCAGCGGGCGAACGCGUCCCUGCAGGUCGAGCUUCGAGAAAAACUGUCUCAACAUCUUGGCGAACUCGAGGCUCUGCAACUCAGGCUAAGGGAGGCGGAGCAAGCCAACGACCUGCUGCACGUCAAACUCGACGAGGAGAAGCAGGAGUCUGUCAGGGAGAUAGAAGCUCUGCGGCUCAGGCUCGGCGCAGAGAAAGAGGCCAAGGAACGUCUUCUUCAGGCUGAUCUCGAGGAGAAGCUAGCACAGAGUCUGGCUGAGGCGCAGUCCUUGCAGCUCCAGUUGACGGAUGUGAAGCAGGCCAAGGCGUCUAUGCAGCUUGACCUUGAAGAGGCGCUAUUGAAGGAAAUCAAACUUGAGGAGGAAAGGCACGAGGCUCUGACGGAGAUAGAGACUCUGAAAAUCAGGCUGGACAAGGAGAAACAGGCGAAGGAGUCUAUCCAGGCCGAUCUUGACGACAAGUUAGCACAGAGUCUCGCGGAGGUGCAUUCUCUGCGACUGAGGUUGACGGCGGAGGAGCAGGCCAAUGUGUCUCUCCAGCUUAAUAUGAAGGUGCAGAGAGAGAAGAGUCUGAACGAAGUCACGGCUCUGCAAUGCAGUCUGACCAGGCAACAGCAGCUAGUUGCAUCCCUGCAAACUGAGCUUCAGGAGAAGGCCACAUGGAGCCUCACAGAAAUAGAUGCUCUUCAAUUGAGAUUGGGGGAGCAGCAGCAAGCAAACACGGCCCUCCAGCUUGAACUCGAGAAGGAGAAAGAGGAAAGUAUCCGGCAAAGAGAUUCCACGGAACUCAGGUUAAGUGAGGAGAAGCGGGCAAACGUGGACCUACAGGAGAAGCUGGCGCACAGCCUGACAGAGGUGGAGACUCUACGGCUGAGGCUCAGCGAAGAGGAGCAAACAAAGCUUUCUAUUCGGAACGAGCUCGAGUCGAAACUGAGGAGGAGCUGCAUAGAAAUCGAAUCUCUGAGACACAUGCUGAAUGAUGAGGAGCAGGCCAAGGCGACUCUUCAGAUCAGUCUCGAGAAGGAGAAACAGGAGGCGCUUGCUCAUGCUGAAGCUUUGCGCCUCAAGUUGGAACAGGAGGAGCAAGCGCGGUUGUCCCUUAAUGUCGAACUCCAGGAGACAGUCGAACAGAGUGCCACGGAAUUGAAGACUCUGGAACUUAGGCUAAGGGAGGAGGAGGCGGCGAACGCGUCGCUCCAGGUUAACCUCGAGCAAGCGAACCAGAAGGCCCUUGAGGAGGCGAGGCAUCUGGAAAGCAAGCUGCAAGAGGCCCUUAAUCAGGUAGAAGCUUUGCAGCUCAACUCGCGACAGGAGGAGCGAGCGAGAAUGUCCCUCGAGAAGGAACUCCAGGAGAGACUCAAACAGAGUACCAUGGAAUUGAGGAGUCUGGAACUUAGGGUGAGGGAGGAGGAGGAGGUGAAGGCGUCGCUGCAGGUUGACCUCGAGCAAGUGAAACAGAAGGCCCUCGAGGAGGCAAAGCGACUGGAAAGCAAACUGCGGGAGGAGACGCAAGCGAACUUGACGCUUCAGACAGAGCUUCGAGAAAAGCUGAAAGCGAGUGUCGAUGACGUCAAAGCACUUCAACUCCGGCUGAGAGAAGAGGAGCAAGCCAAGACGUCCCUGCUGGCUAAACUUGAGGAGCAGCUGCGGCAGAGGGUUGAAGAGAUCGAGGCUCUGCAACUCAGAUUGGGAGAGGAGGAACAAGCAAAGGCAUCUCUUCAGAUCGAACUCCUCCGGAAACUGAAGCAAAGUCAUAGGGAGGUUGAGGGUCUACGAUGCAGGCUGAGCGAGGAGGAGCAAUCGAAAGCCUCUCUCCAGAUUGACCUGGAGGAGAAGGAGAAGGAGAUCGCCGAGGUUAUCAAGGUUCUGGGACUAAGGGUGAGCGAGGAAGAGGAAGCGAGCUCCAGGUCCCUCCACGUCCACCUUCCGGGAAAGUUGAAGCAGACUCUUGACCUUCCGGGAAAGUUGAAGCAGACUCUUGUGGAGGUCGAGGCUCUGCGGCUCAGACUGAGCGAGGAGGAGCAAGCAAAGGCAUCUCUCCAGAUCGAAUUGCAGCAGAAGCUCAAGCAGAGUCGAAUGGAGGUGGAGGCUCUGCGCGGCCGGCUGAAAAAGGAGGAGAAAUCCAAGCUAUCCCUUCGGACGGACCUUAAAGACGAGAAAAAGAGGGCUCAAACAGAAAUUGAGACCCUGCAACACAAGCUGAGGGAGGAGGAGCAUGCAAAAGUGUCCAUCCAGGUCGACCUCCACGAGAGGCUGGCACAAAGUGCCGCGGAGUGUGGGUCUCUAAGAGCGAAACUGCAUGAGGAGGAGCGAGUCAAGAUGUCCCUCCAGGUUGAGCUCCAGCAGAGGGAAAAAGAGAGUCGCAUGGAGGCAGACACCCUGCUACACCGGCUGGCCGAGGAAAAGCAAGCCAAGGCGUCUUUGCGGAUGGACCUUGAGGAGAAGCAAAAGGAUUUUGCAGCAGCUGUCAAUGAUCUCCAGUCCAGGCUUGGCAAGGAAGAGCAAGCUAAGGCAUCUCUCCAGAUCGACCUUGAGCAAACCAGACAGAGGUGGCGCAAGGAGGUCGAGGGUCUGCAACAGAAACUGGGCGAGGAGCGUGAUAUGACUGAAUCUCUUCAGAAUAUUCAGGCGGCACUUCAGGAGCGGCUGAAACAGAGUGUCGAGGAAGUGGAGGCUGUGCAGUGCAAGCUCGCUGAGGAGGAAAAGGCCAAGGUGCGUCUUCAGAUUGACUUGGAGGAAACCAAGCAGAAGGGUGUCGGGGACAUUGAGGCCAUGCAAGCCAGGCUGCAUGGGGAGGAGCAAGCAAACGCAUCCCUGCGGAUGGACCUGAUCCAGAGUCGCACCGAAGUUGAGGCUUUGCAACGCAAUUUGACAGAGGAAGAGCAAGUGAAAGCAGAACUGAUGGAAGCCAUUCAGAUGCUGGGACUGAGGCUUUCUGACGAGGCAAAAGCAAAGGAAUCUCUUGAGCACACCCUGCAGAUGAGUCAGAAGCAGAGAGGGGACCUGCUAAGAGAACUCGAUAGUUGGCGGGAGAAGUAUCAGCGCUCAGCUGGAGACUUGGACGAGCGAGACAGAAGGGUAGCGCUCUUGGUGAUAGCGAUCUGGACGCAGGAACUAUGUCGCCGCAGAAUGCAAGGGGAGAUGGAGAUGUUGAACAAUCAGCUGGGAUCAUUGCAGCAGGAACUCGGAGUUUGGAGAGGGAAGGGAACUCGUCUGGAGAAGGAGUUGUCCAAGAGUGAGAAAGCUAUGAUGGAAAUGAAGAGUGCAAUGGAGGAUCGAGAUGCCGCCCUCUCAAGAAUGGAUCAGACACUACAAGAACGUGACGCCACCAGGGUGGAGUUGGAGCAACAAUUACGGACCCAGUUAGAAAACGUGGAGGAACUGAAAGACCGGCUCCGCAAGAGUGACGCAGCGGUUGCAGAUAUGGUGUCUGAAAUACAGUCCUUAAGAGAUACAAUGGCAAGCCAGCAUCUGUCGCUAUCAGACAGGCUGACGCAGAGUCAGAGGGCAGUUGAGUCGCUGGAACUCAGACUAGCGGAGGAGGAACAAGAGAAAGUGUCGCUGCGGACAGACCUUGAGGAAAAGGAGAGGCAGCAGCAGAUGCUUAGAGUUCAGCUGCACGAGGAAGGUGGGGAGAAGGCGCUACUGCAGAUAAACCUUGAGGACCAGGAAAGGCAGAGGCAGGUUCUAAGAGCGAGGCUCGAGCGGGAGGAGCAAGACAAAGCAUCACUGCAGGUGCAACUUGAGGAGAAGGAGCUGCAAACGGAGGCACUGCACACAAGACUUAGUGAAGAGGAAGGAGGGAAAGCAUCAAUGCAGAGAGACAUUGAGGAGAGGGAGAGACAGGUGCAAGCCCUUCUAAGAGAGAGGCUCGAGCGGGCGGAGCAAGACAAAGCAUCACUGCAGGUGCAACUUGAGGAGAAGGAGCUGCAAAUGGAGGCACUGCACACAAGACUGGUGGAAGAGGAAGGAGGGAAAGUAUCAAUGCAGAGAGACAUUGAGGAGACGGAGAGACAGGUGCAAGCCCUUAAUGUUAAGUUGGAUGAAGAAGGGAGAGAGAAAGUGUCAUUGCUGCAGGACCUCGGGGAGAAGGAGAGGCAGAGGCUGGCUCUCCAAGCUAGGCUGUACCAGGAGGAGCAAGAGAAAGCAUCGCUACGGACGGACCUCAAGGAGAAGGAGACGCAGAUGGAAGCGCUGCACAGGAGGCUUGAUGAAGAAAAUAGAGUCGGAGCACUGCAAGUAUUGCUUGAGGAGAAGGAGAGGGAGAGGCAGGCUCUUCAAAUGAGGCUGGACAAGGAGGGUAAGGAGAGAGCAGCACGGAUGAUGGAACUUGAGGAGAAGGAGAGGGAGAGAGAGGCUCUCAAAGCGAGGCUGGAUCAGGAGGAGAAAGAGAGGGCAUCUCUCAAGGUGCAACUUGAAGAGAAAGAGCGGGAGAGGGAGGCGCUUGGAAAGAAGUUGGAUCACGAGGAGAAAGAAAGAGCAUCACUAAUGCUGCAACUUAAGGUGAAGGAGAGGGAGAGGGAGGCUCUCCUCCGAAUGAGGCUGGACCGGGAGGGGAAAGGGAGACCAUCACAGAUGAUGGUGAUGGAAACUGAAAAAGAGACGGAGAGUGAGACGGAGGCUCUCAGAGUGAGGCUGGAUCAGGAGGAGAGAGAGAGGGAAGCACUGAAGGCGCAAAACAAGCAGAAGGACCUGGAGACAAAGACUCUCCAAACGAGGCUGGCUGAGGAGGAGAAAGAGAGAGAAUCCUUGAAGCUGCAACUUGAGGAGAAGGAGAGGGAGAGGGAGUCUCUUCAAGUCAGGCUGACCAACGUCGGGAGAGAGAAAGAUGUCCUCGAACGCAGUGUGGCAAGCAAGAAUGAGGACGAAGACAUUCUCCUUGGCAAGAUCCGCAACUGGUGUGAGGCAUUGACGCACUCAUCCGAGGAACUGAGAGAACGGGCUGGGAGGCUCGCAAACCUGAUUGCAGAAAAGAGAGAAGAGGAGGAUGAGCGUGAACACAGGAGGACGGAAACCAAAGAAGAAGGGAGAGGAUCUAACCAGAAGGCAGUGCAGGACACAUCCCAGAUGGCAGCAACAGCCUUUCAAAAAACAAAGGGACCAGAAGCUCUCAAGGAAGAAGCAAUUCGCGAUCAUGGUGGCGAGGACGGACAGGAAGAAAGUCAAGAAGGUAUCCUCUCAGGUGUGGUGGGGUCUUGUGUUUGUGAGCAUGAGGAUGCGGUCGCAGACAUGGAGCACCGGUUGCAAGAGCACUGCACAGUUAUCCGAUUCCUCAUGUUUCAGCUGAAGCGUCUGGAUUCCGUGCGCCUUUCACAACCUCAGCAGCGGCAGCAAGCGGAAUCGCAGAGUGUUGCUGUGCAGGGAGAGCAAACGGAUACCCCUGCAUCCCACCACCGCCGACAAGUGCCCCUCCCGAUAAUACCAUCAACUACGACGAAGGGAGACGAGGCAGGAGAAACGGUGGAGUGGUCGAUGAUGGAAGCUUCUCUCAUGUCAGAUUCAUCAGAGUUCCUUGAAUCUGCUGGAUCAAGGGAUGGGAAACCGGAUGAUGUUUGUGAAGCUUCUCCGAGUCAAAGUCAAACUAAGGGUGUUGACUCGUUAUUGCAACCACAAACGGAUUUGAACAUAAACGAACCCCGGGAUCCUGGCGAUCAUGACGACUGCAUCAGUCACGGUGAAGCCGAUGAUGAUCAUGAUGGCAAUGAAACUCAUGGUGAUGGGACUGGUUGUGCUGAUGCAUUGGUCCACGAGAAGCGGCGCUUGGACGCUGGAGGCCGGCGCGUGGCAAUGGCGGAACACAUUGGCUCCAUCGAGAGUGAAAUUGAGCAGCAUGUUGGAGGCUUGGAGACCGCACUAAGAGACAUGCGAGUGAGGUUAGGGGAAAAGUUUGCGGAGAUGGAGUUGCUCUUUGGCCAGGAAUGCUCGGAGCUGGAGGCGGCGGCAGAAGUGGUGGUUCAUGAGAUACUAAUGGGACAAGGAAAGGAGGGGAACAGAAGCAACCGUAGGCGGAGCCUGAUCCGGUUAAUCGCUGCAAAUGCAAUGGAAUCAAGGCUCCCUGGUGAAAAGAACCUUGAGGCUCAGGCAGCGGUGCCUGAUGAGUCCGUUGUGCGGACAACAGGUCUUCUUAGCACAGAGCAUCAUCAAGGCAGCGAUGGGCGGGAGGCUGCACCGACUUCUGCGCAAACCGAUCAAAGAGUUGGAGAGGUUGACUGUAUGAGAAGUCAGCAAGGAGUGCCAGAGCUCAAGGCGCCAAAUGCCACACAAAAUAGGUCCAUGCCAGUGGAGAUGCCUGCAGAGAUGGGGGAGCAGGAAGUCACAAAUGAAAUGACAAGGAUUGCGCAGUGGAGUCUGACAAUGGAGGAGGUUGAGAGUCUGGAGGCUAGAGUUUUGCAGUGGUGGUUUGCGAGAAGUGAGAAUGUAGUUAUGAGAGCAGACCAGCAACUAGCAGCGUUAGAGUCGGAAGCAAGAGGAUGGCUAGCUAUCACAGAGUGCAGGCUAGGUGAGCUGGAUUUGGCAGCAAAGGAUGUCUUCGACCUUGCCAAAGCGGCAAGGCAACAAGAGGAGGCAGAUCUCAUGAAGUUGCUGCAAAUGGAGAUGCUGAAAUGGACGGCAGUCCUCAGAAACAUGCAACGCUUGUCAGAGGAAAGGGUGGUGACAAUGGAAAUGCAGCUUGAGCAGGAGCGGAUAGCCAAGCAGCAGCAGAUAUCGUCCCUGGUGGACGAGCUGGAGGGAUGGAAGAACAGAGCAAUGGAUGCGGAAAAUGCGGCAGAAGCCAGGGCAUGCAGGAUUGCAGAUUUGCAGCAUAGGAUAAGAAUGUGGGAUACGCUCCAAGGUGAUGUAGCCGUGGACGGUCAAGAAUAUGUGCAAGAUUUCAGUAAGCACCAAGGGGGCCUUGCUGCAAUGGAAGCCGCAAGUUUAAAUAUAGACUCGUCUUCCGAUGAUGGCUCCACCAUACCUGAUGGCCCACCCACCAGCAGUAGUGCAGACAACCCUGCCCAGUUGGGCAGGGCAGAAACCCGACCGGGCAUAGGGAUGAUUCAUUCCGACGAUGCUGAGAAUGUUCCCUUCAUUUAUCAUGGACGCAACACACGGCAUAGUGGGAAGCAUGAGGCAGACAAGGAGGAGCUGGAGGAGGGCCACUCACAAGUUCCGCCUCGCCCACAAAACACAGAGGUACUGGAGUCGCAUGAUAUUGCAGCACGCGUACGGUUUGAGGACAUGGUGACUGUGAGUGAAGGAUCAGCAGAUCAUCGGGUCAGCACCGCAGUCUCUGUCCACCAUGACUUCAUAGCCGGUUCUCCUCCUGCUCCUCCUCCUCCUCCUCUUUCUUCUCCUCUUUCUCCAAUCAUCGAUCCUUAUUGCCAUGAUAGUUGGGAGACAUGUUCGAGGAAUGAAUUUGCUAUCCUGAUCCCAAUGCCUAGCAGUGUGCCGGAGGUUGGUCCUUCGGACACAAGGGAAGAUAGAGGGGAACUAAGGCUGCCUGUUCAGACAAAGGCGACUGAGCAGGAACAGCUAGUUUGCAGUCCAUUGCCGUAUAUUCGAUGUCAAAGCACUCCAAUCGUGCAGUCAUCACAACCUUCACAAUCCCACCACAUUGAGGGAAGUGCAACGCUGAGAACACCUCAUGACAUGAGGGACCUGCAGGAGAGUUGCCAACCUAGUGUUGCACCUGGUGUUAGUCAAAAGGCAAGGGCGCUCUCAUGGGUGCGGGAGAAGGCCCUGCUGCAAGCGGAGAUUGUACGACUGCGAAAGCAUGUGAGAAGCCUGUACGGAGCUCUAGCAGCGGAGGAGCGUUGGAGAAUUGCAGAGUGCGCACGGAUGAAGGCGGCAUGCCAACAAACCGUGCAGCGUAUGGAAGCGGAGAGUGCAGCUUUGCACCGCAAGUGUCAGUCAUUUGUGGACGACAUCAAGAAGGUUGAGAAGAGGAACAAACUAUUAUCCAACAAUCUCUGCAAAUCGGAGAGAGAGGUUGACUUGCUCGGCGACGUAAAUGAUCAUCUUUUCGACUUGUUAACAGUCAUAGAUGACGCGUUUCAAUUCUUUGCCACGUGUAUCAACCAGAUGCCGGGGAUGAAGGUCCUUGCCAUGCGUGUGAGGGCAGCCGUACUUGAGUAUGCGGCUCAGGACGAUAGCGAGGAUGUUCUCGAUCUGCCGCAGAUGACAAGGGCAGACGACUCUGAACCAGAGCAGAACUCCCAUAAUAGCAUAUAGCCCCUCACAGAUGGGCGGCAACUGUGGGCGAUAGAUGAUAAUGCUGCUCACAUCAUCCAUCCACAGUACCCUGCAGCCCCUUCAC
This is a messenger RNA of Chara braunii, 11469 nucleotides long. Lineage: Eukaryota; Viridiplantae; Streptophyta; Charophyceae; Charales; Characeae. The record is from the annotation of a GenBank genome assembly.